CCCGCUAGUCUAAAUCGUCUAGGUCAUUCCACUCGAUGAAGGAAGAACCGCCCUCACAGUGAGAGGAGUGGAGCGAGAGACGGGAGCAAACGUCAGGGACUGAGCAGGUUUUUCCGGAGAGCGGAACCACCCCGAACCGGGUGCGGAGCACGAACCCCCGCCGCGCCCCGCAGGUGACUCAGGGCCGCGCGCAGGGGGCGUGGCUUGAUCACGCCGCCGCCUCCGCCGCCUCCGCUGCGGGAAGUAGUCCCCCGGCCGCGCUGGGUUCCUAAGGGAGCCGGGCCGGGGAGUCCCGAGAUUCUCGGGCCGAGAUCCCGGGAGCGCAGGCGCUCAGCCAAUCGCUGCGAGGGAGGGCGUGCCGGCUCGGCCCGCGGAUCCCUCCGCCGCGUUGGCCGUGCUGAGGCCCGGGAGCCGCCAUCUUGGAUGCUGGAGCUUGAUUCCGGAGUCUGACCCUGCCGCGUUCGCUCACGCUCGGUUUCGGCCCGGAGGAAUAGCACACAGUAUGCUGGGCUCUGGAUUUAAAGCUGAGCGUUUACGAGUCAAUUUGAGAUUAGUCAUAAACCGCCUUAAACUACUGGAGAAAAAAAAAAGUGAGUCUGCCUGCAGGCCAAGGCCCAGUGCACUACUGCUGUGUGACUGGAGUGGGAUUUGUGCCUUAGCGGAACUGGCCCAGAAAGCAAGGAAAGAGAUUGCGGACUAUCUGGCUGCUGGGAAAGAUGAACGAGCUCGGAUCCGAGUGGAGCACAUUAUACGGGAAGACUACCUUGUGGAAGCCAUGGAGAUCCUGGAGUUGUAUUGUGACCUUCUGUUGGCCCGGUUUGGCCUCAUUCAGUCUAUGAAAGAGCUAGAUUCUGGUCUGGCUGAAUCUGUGUCUACACUUAUCUGGGCUGCUCCUCGACUACAGUCCGAAGUGGCUGAGUUGAAAAUAGUUGCUGAUCAGCUGUGUGCCAAGUAUAGUAAGGAAUAUGGCAAGUUAUGUAGGACCAACCAGAUUGGAACUGUGAAUGACAGGCUAAUGCACAAACUGAGUGUGGAAGCGCCGCCCAAAAUCCUGGUGGAGCGAUACCUUAUUGAAAUCGCCAAGAACUACAAUGUGCCCUAUGAGCCUGACUCUGUGGUCAUGGCAGAAGCUCCCCCUGGAGUAGAGACAGAUCUUAUUGAUGUUGGAUUCACAGAUGAUGUGAAGAAAGGGGGCCCUGGAAGAGGAGGAGGUGGGGGCGGGUUCACAGCCCCCGUUGGUGGACCUGAUGGAACAGUGCCAAUGCCCAUGCCCAUGCCCAUGCCAUCUCCAAGUACUCCUUUCUCAUACCCACUUCCAAAGGGACCAUCGGAUUUCAAUGGAUUGCCAAUGGGGGCUUUUCAGGCCUUUCCCAAUGUUCAUCCACCUCAGAUACCAGUUCCCCCAUCAUAUGAAUCUGCCGAUGACAGUAAUGCUGAUAAGAAUGUCUCUUCUGCACAGAUUGUUGGUCCCGGACCCAAGCCAGAAGCCUCUGCAAAGCCCCCUUCAAAAGCCGUGGACACCUAUGACAACUUUGUCCUUCCAGAGUUGCCGUCCGUGCCAGAUACACUACCAACUGCAUCUGCUGGUGCCAACACCUCAGCAUCUGAGGACAUUGACUUUGAUGAUCUUUCCCGGAGAUUUGAAGAGUUGAAAAAGAAAACAUAGGUCUCCUGCUCCAGGCACCAUCCAAGCCCUGGGAGUUGAGACUGAGAAGUUUCUCCUUGUAACAAAGAAUCUCCAUGAAAUUCUGUUUCAUCUCUUAACCAUCACCGAGCACACUCCUCCUAGGGGCUCUCUCCCUGCUCUACAAAUUGUGGUGCUUUCCAGUUCCUUACUGCUCCUAAGAGAUGAACGACUGGAGACACUGUGAGCCCGGAGCAGCUGACUCCUGGAAGCUGUGCUUGUCUGUUUUCUGUCUGUGAUCCCAGGCUCUCCUCGCCUGUCCCACCAUCCCCCUACAGCGGGGAGAGCUGACACAGAUGGCUGGGCUGUGGAAGAGAGGACGUAUGAAGCGUCUCAGCCUGUGCUGCUGAGGUUCUAGACUUAGUACAGGUGGAUUUGUGGUGAGUGAGAAUCAAGGCUAAGGUGUCUAUUUUCUCAUUCUGUUAUGAAUGGGAGAGAAAAAAAUGACUCAGGAAGCCACUAUAACAGUUCUUGGAAGCUAAGUCCUCUCAUUGCUGCAGGGCAGUGCUCCACCUGGAUGCAGCUGCAAAGGUUUUUGGAAAGCUGAAGGCCUCUCAGUUCUACUGGAUUUCCAGGGAGCCCUCAGGCCUUUUGGCUUUGAGGGCUGUUUCCCUUCUAUCAGUAAUACAGUCCAGUGUUGCCCUCUGACAAAGGGCAGAAGUCACCAUUCAAGGCUAAGGUGGGCUUCCAGUUGCCUUACUAGAAGUAUUCAAGUCUCUUGAAUAGUGAGCUGAAAAGUCUACAGGAGAAGAGGGGUUCCUGUUUUCAUUUGAAAACUUUAAGAGAACCUUUAAAAACUAGCCUCAUACAUUUUGGUGCCCAUGUGGCUGUAGGUGUUUGCUGCUUUCCUUGAUGGAUAAUACUCUUACUGUUGUAACUAACAUGCUUCUUUGCCCUUAGCUAAGGCAUCCUUUCCCACAGGGAUGGCAUUGGGAUCAGAUGCUAAGGCUUUGGCUUCUGUGUAGUAUAUCUGUAUAUACCUGUCUUAAGCAACCUUUCUUUAAUGUUUUUGAUUGGUUUGUAUCUAAUACCUUGGUAGCUGAUAAUAAAGUUAAAAAUUCU
This is a messenger RNA of Pipistrellus kuhlii (Kuhl's pipistrelle), 2746 nucleotides long. It is a transcript of the gene IST1, whose product is annotated as IST1 factor associated with ESCRT-III. Bases 503 to 1666 code for a protein of 387 amino acids. The record is from RefSeq and is a predicted model, not a curated record. The transcript is spliced from 10 exons. Lineage: Eukaryota; Metazoa; Chordata; Mammalia; Chiroptera; Vespertilionidae. Gene Ontology annotation, biological process: protein transport.